CAUACAACUUGGCAUUCAGGGACUUCUCCUAGGGACAUCAUAGUUCGGGUUGCUCCAAAAUGUCUGCAGGUCUGGCGACGGAAGGUCCCCAAAGAACUAGUUCCAUGAUCCUUGUAAGACAGAAUGCACCAUUGGUGAAGAGCUACUACCCAAAAGGCCAGGAGAUAAAGCCCAGCGGAUGUUGAAGCCUUUGAGCAAUACCUGGGGAAUUUCACAUCUGGCCAGUUGAUGAAGCUCAGCCAGCAUUUCCGUCCAGAGUUCAUCUACGUAACAGAGAAUGACGUUCCCGCGGUGCUUCAAGAACUGACAAUCAGGAAGGCCAUCACACAUCAGAAAGCUCAGAUUUAUGCCGAUCUGGAGAAACACCAUGAUUCCACAAAAGCGGCGGAGACUCUGGUCGACGACAUUCUGGCGGAGAGCAAAGAUGCUGCGUUGGGGCUUUGGAAGUGUUUCUUUGCUCUGAGGAGCAGGUGGCCGCACCCCAACCUCCAGGGGAUGGUGGAGGAAAUCAUCCAAAAUGGUGAUGCACUGUUAGAGGAAAUUCUCCUGAAUGAAGCUGGAUACAAUCUUGAUCCAGAAGUGAAAGCUUGUCAAGAAGAACAUAAAAGUAUUCUAAGGGAACAAACCAGAACAUUGAAAGAAAGUGGCAGUCGGGCUCAGUUGGAAGGGCAGAGUUUUCCCAUCCUCAAUCGCUACGUAGAGAUAAAAAUGAUCUCGGACGUCCACUUCAGGAAACAGAGCGCUGAGGAACACGAGGCUCUAGCGGCUGCUGGCGAGCUGAACGAAUAUCGUCUCCGCCACAAGAUGCAAGCAGAGUUGGAGCAGAUCACAGCAGACCGUCUUUUCCGAUGGUGCUUUCAAUCUCGCCGCUUGCCCCGAUCUGUGAUGGUUUGCGGGGUGGCCGGAGUGGGCAAGACGACCCUCGUGCAAAAGUUCGUUUUUGACUGGGCCACAGAGAGACACUACCAGAAAUUUGCUUUUGUUUUCCUCUUCAGUUUCCGAAACCUUAAUGCCUUGGGGCCAACAACCAGUUUGGAAAGGCUGAUCCAACAGGAGUACCCCCGGUUAAGCAACAAACUUCAGACGAUUCUACAGGAACCCAAGAAACUGCUGUUCAUCUUUGACGGUUUGGACGAGAGCAACAGUGACCUGGAUUUGAGAAGACACUCCACCCAAGCCCUCUGCCUGCAAGUGGGAGAUGUGAAACCAGUCAAUGUAAUCGUGGCCAGUUUGCUGAAACAGACGCUUCUCGAAGGGUGUUCCGUUCUCCUGACCAGCCGGCCAAACAAGCUUGUUCAUUUGGAGACUGGCAUCCUCCACAGAGUGGCGAGCAUUGUGGGCUUCCUCUCCCGAGAACGAGAAAGGUACUUCCGCAACUUCUUUGGAGAUGACGUGAUUGCCAACAAGGCCUUGGCCUAUGUGAGAGGCAGCCAGGUUCUAUACACCCUCUGCUACAAUCCCUCCUACUGCUGGAUCACCUGCACUGCGUUGCAACCCUGCUUCACCUCCAAGAUGGGGCAGCCCCUGCCCCUUCCAAAAACUGUGACCCAGCUCUUUGUAAGCUACAUCAAGUAUAUGUUGGCCAAUCACAGCAGGGAGCUCCCUGGAUCCUUGGAGGUGCGGGAGGUGCUGAUAAAGCUGGGCUGGUUGGCUGAUUAUGGCCUCAACAACCACACCUUGGUCUUUGACCAAAACUAUUUGGAGGCCUUCGCUUUGGACAAAUCUCCUUUCCUCACGGCCUUCCUGGUGGAAAAUAUCCAAGGCAGUUCGGUCUCUCAGGUCACCUAUUCCUUCGUUCACCUCACCAUUCAAGAGUUUUUUGCUGCUCUUGUCCAUUAUUUAGACUUCAAGGAGGAGAAUUUCCAAGAUGUCAUGGCGGGAACUCGGAGAAACCAAGAUGGCGAAUAUGAAAUUUUUUCUCGUUUCCUCUGUGGCCUCUCUCACCCUGCGACGAGGGCACCCCUGCAAGAAACUCUGGGGACAUUCUCUGCAGUGACCACGAAGCGAGUCAUUGAAUGGCUCACCAAGAUGGACUGGAAAGUUUUUAUAAAUAUGGACGCUGGUGGCAGAAAAAGAAAUGUAGGAAAUAAAAGGAAGGCCAUGAAUAUUUUCAAUUUGCUUUUUGAGGCUCAUAAUAGCCAGCUCGUGCGUCUGGUGGUGGAAGAGACUGCCCGUAUGGACUUCUCAGAGCUAUACCUCAUGCCCGUUGAUUGUAUCAUCCUUGCUUACAUUAUAAGUUGCUGUAAGCAGAUUCAGCACCUCAACCUUGACUCUUGCCUCAUCCAAGUGGAAGGGUUGCAGAAGCUUGGCCCGCAGUUGCACAUAAUCAGAGAUCUGAGUCUCAGCAACAAUGACCUCAGAGAUCCAGCAAUCAAGGACAUUGCUUGUGCCUUGAAGCAUUCAGACUGUAAACUGGAAAGCCUGAGUUUGGCAAAUAAUGUAUUUACUGAACCAUGCUGUGAAGACCUGGGUUUGGCUCUUUUGGAGAAUCAAACUCUCCUAAGGCUUGAUCUGACCAAAAACAAACUGCAAGAACGGGGCCUUUCCUAUCUAUUGAAAGCAUUCAGCAGUCCACGUUGCAAGAUAAAGGAACUAGUGCUCCGGGAAAAUAGUUUGUCAGAUGCAUCCUGCAGAACACUUUGCUCUGCUCUCGCCGGAAAGUCGAGCCUCCAGCUGCUGAACUUGAACGGCAAUUAUUUCACAGACGGAUGCUACGAAGAGAUGUGUGAUCUCAUUUUGAGUUCCCCUGCUCUUACAGAAAUCAGGCUGAGCUUAAAUCAGUUCUCUCCAGAAAAAGAAGAAAGUCUGAAACAGCUUGCAAAUCUCCGAGAAGGUUUUAUCAUUCAUGUUUAGAACCCGUCAGUGGGUUUUGUCCUCCUCAUAGUCUUUGAUAAAAGCAAGAAAGGAAUGACCUGUGUGUUUGGGGCCAUCUAGAUCCAAAAACGCUGAGAAGAAGAGGAGCAUUGGUGUUGGCCCAGCCAAGCGGACCCAGUGACGCAUUCAAACAACGUCAGAAAUUGCCCACUGAAUUGGAUUUUCCUCUAAUGGCUGCUUGGAAACAUGCAAUUAUAGCACUGGGGUGGAUCCUCCCUGUCAUGUCUGUACCCCUACGUCCAUGCCAUUGUUCUGUGGGGAACCAUUGCUAAUGCUGUAACUUGAUUUCAUUUUGCAAAUGCUCUAACCAUCACUUUCGUUUCUCUCGCAGCCUGAGAACACAACUGUCUUACCUCUUUUCUUUGAAGCUUACAGAAGUGACCUUGUAAUGUCUGAAAGGUUCCAGUUUACUCUCACGCAUUCCCAGACCGUUUCCCACGCAAACCUGUGGUCUAACUGGGAGGGGGAAAUGAGUGGGUAUUUAAGAGUUGUACUUUCCUCAAGUCUCUAUUCCUAUCAAGGAAGGGGGUACUGCUUAGAUGCUUUCUUGCCUCUGAGCAAUUCUAUGGACAUAUAUAUGGAAAUGAUUGGAUUUCUGAAUAAAAACCAUUUAACCAAGAGCUUGGAUUUCUUGUUGUAAUGGGACAGAGACCUGUCUACCGUAUCCUGUCAUCCAUAGCCUGACACUACCACUUCACUGAGCAAUGUUUAUUUAUUGAUUCAUUGAUUAAAAUAUUUAUAUUCCACCUUUUCUUUUGGUUGAAGGCCCACCCUCCAAAGCUGCCAUUUUCUCCGGGGAAACUGAUUUCUGUAGGCUGGAGAUCACUUGUAAUUCUGGGGGAUCUUCAAGUGCCUCCUGGAGGUUGUCAGAUUUUCAUAAGAAAGAAGAUCAUGUUGUAUCGCACAUUCCUG
Molecule: messenger RNA, 3786 nt
Organism: Eublepharis macularius
Lineage: Eukaryota; Metazoa; Chordata; Lepidosauria; Squamata; Eublepharidae
Product: NACHT, LRR and PYD domains-containing protein 3-like
Exons: 11
Coding region: 229-2853 (874 amino acids)
Biological process (GO): positive regulation of inflammatory response
Cellular component (GO): cytoplasm
Molecular function (GO): protein binding
Source: RefSeq, a predicted model, not a curated record